Molecule: messenger RNA, 1964 nt
Organism: Siniperca chuatsi (mandarin fish)
Lineage: Eukaryota; Metazoa; Chordata; Actinopteri; Centrarchiformes; Sinipercidae
Exons: 7
Coding region: 366-1385 (339 amino acids)
Cellular component (GO): cytosol
Molecular function (GO): glyoxylate reductase (NADPH) activity; NAD binding; hydroxypyruvate reductase [NAD(P)H] activity
Source: RefSeq, a predicted model, not a curated record
AGUCUUGUGCAAUCACCAGCCCGAAGCUUCUGCCUGUGCGUAAUGAAUUCCUCCCCUCCUCUCCUCUCUGUGCCACUGGGUGUAAACGACCCUCUGCAACUUCUCAAGUUUUACCCGUUUACUCUUCACCUAAUGCAAAUGGGAGGUCAGAUAUUAUCAAAGACCAUCUGAAUGUCUUCCUCUACCUCCUCCCUCUUAACCCUCAGUUUAUACUCCUCAUAACUGAGAGUCAGGAAACAGCAGGGUUGAGAAAAACUCCUCAAAUUCCAGCUGAAAAGCCAGAAUGAGAAAUCUCUGCUAUGUCCAGUAUAUGAGGAGACUGUGGAGCCCAGCACAAACAUCCCAGCAAACAUAAAGCGACAAACAUGCAGAGAUCUGUACGCCAAAUGCAACACAAAAAGGUGAUGGAGGACAACAAGCCAUGGGCUCUGAUCUCAGAGGUGGGCGAACAAGGUUACCUUGAAGAAGUCACUGACAUAAUGAAACAACACUUUCAAAUCAUCUGCCACAAAGACUUCCUUCAAAACCCCCGGCUGCACGGCCCUAAAAUCCAGGUCAUGUUCUUGUGGAACGCCUGCCCUGCAGCCGAGCCUUCGCUGCUCAGUUUGCUCCCCUCGCUGAAGGUGGUCGCCAACGGCGGAGUGGGCAUCGAUCACCUGGAUGUGCCGUACAUCAGCAGUCUCGGAGUGAAGGUGACCAACACUCCUGGUGUGGUGAGCGUUGCCACUGCAGAUCUCGCAAUGGGUCUGCUUCUGGCAUCGGCACGGAAGAUCGUUGAGGGUCACCAAAUAGCUGUGGACCCAAAGACCACCCAUAUACCACAAAACCUGAUGGGAGUUGAAGUCACAGGGUCGACUCUGGGGAUUAUUGGAAUGGGACACAUCGGCUGCAAAAUCGCUCAAAGAGGCAAAGGAUUUGAUAUGAAGAUCCUGUAUCACAACAGGAGCAGGAGGAGUGUUGAAGAUGAGCAGGCAGUCGGGGCGAGUUACUGUGAGAACAUGGAUGACCUGCUGAGAGAGUCAGACUUUGUCAUGCUGGCGGUCAACCUGAGCCCUGAGACCAGGGGCCUGAUCAGCCACAGAGAGCUGUCCCUCAUGAAGCCCACAGCAACACUGGUCAACAUCAGCAGAGGUCAGGUUGUGGACCAGGAUGCUUUAGUCAAAGCUCUGCAGUCUGGAACGAUUCGUGCGGCAGCAUUAGAUGUGACUCACCCUGAACCUUUACCAAGGGAUCAUCCUCUCCUUGGCCUUCCUAAUGUGCUGAUCACCCCCCACGUUGGCACCAACACUUACGCUACAAUAAGGAGGAUGGUACAGAGGAUGGUAGAAAAUGCUGUGGCUGCAGUGAAAGGCCAAUCUAUUCCAAAUGAAGUCAAACCAAAAUGACUUCACUGAUGGUACCUCAUCUGCCUGUAGUGAGAAGUGUUUUCCUACUGCAAGAUGAAGUGCUUUAACUUUUUCAUAAAUUAGUUUUGGUUGGUUUGGUUGCCAUAAUCCCUGUGAUAAACAUGGUUUUUGUGUUACAUUAAGAUAACUAAUGUAUCAAUUAGCAAAUGUUGGAUAGGAAAUUACAUGAUGAUUUUAACACUUAAGUGUAGCCUUACGACUGUGUUUUGACCGACUGACUGUUACAUUAAAAUACAAUGUUUAUGUACAUGCUGUACCACCUAGAAUACAUUUCAAAAAGAUUUUUAAAAAGCUACCUCAAACUUUGCACCUUGCACACUUGACCUUCAUUCCUUCCAUGAUCCUUUGACUUGAUUAUACAAUGGUACAAUACAAUCUCUUAAGGAUUUUCUGUCCAACAAUAUCACUGUCUUGUCAAGUUCUCACUAUUAUUAACAACUGACGAUACAUGUGUGGGCAGUUGGAGCCUAAAGGUUAGAGAGUUCAGCUCGCAGAGUUGAAAUUCCUCUAAUAAAUUAUUUACUUUUUGUGAAUAAUAAACCGAUUGCAGCAUUUUUC